Messenger RNA from Pangasianodon hypophthalmus (striped catfish), 1589 nucleotides. RefSeq names its product ATP-sensitive inward rectifier potassium channel 1-like. The record is from RefSeq and is a predicted model, not a curated record. Gene Ontology annotation, biological process: potassium ion import across plasma membrane; regulation of monoatomic ion transmembrane transport. Gene Ontology annotation, cellular component: plasma membrane. Bases 224 to 1354 code for a protein of 376 amino acids. Lineage: Eukaryota; Metazoa; Chordata; Actinopteri; Siluriformes; Pangasiidae. The transcript has 2 exons. Gene Ontology annotation, molecular function: ATP-activated inward rectifier potassium channel activity.
AUCACUAUUUAGAGGUAAACAUCAAGCCUUGCUACUAUAAAGAGACCAUUCAGAAGCUAAGACAAGGAGUCAGGGAUACAUUUAGUCGAAUAGAAAAAGUGUGAGAAAGUAGGGCAGACUGGAAGAGAGAGAUCAUACUGACACACACUUCUACCUACUUCUGCCAAACUCCUGAAUAUCUGCGUAGAAAGCUCGGCAGCAGACUCAGCUUUACAUCUUAAAAAUGCCCUGGUCAUUAAGUCAGUUCCUAAGAUGUUACCUAACACAGCGCCGAAAUAAUCAAAUCCGGUUGAUAAGCAAAGAAGGCCACUGUAACAUUGAAUAUGGCAAAAUGAAAUACAGCACCUGCUUCGCCUACAUGCAUGACAUCUGGUCCACAUGUGUGCAGAUUCGCUGGUACUCCUUAGCAUUCUUCUAUGUGGCCUCCUUCAUUUUCAGUUGGUUUAUCUUCACACUUAUCUGGUACUGGGUUGGCUAUAGUAAUGGAGACUUGUGGUGGCAAAACCAACCAGCUAAUCACAGUGCAUGUGUACUUAAUCUCUAUGACUUAACCACUGCAUACCUCUUUUCAGUGGAAACACAGCUGACUAUUGGCUUUGGCUAUAGAGUAAUUACCCCAACUUGUCCAGGUGCAAUUACUGUCUUCAUGGUUCAGGUUCUUUCUGGUAUCGUCAUUGCAUGCUUCUGGUGCGGUGUGCUUAUAGCCAAAAUUUCCUUGCCCAAGAAAGUAGCCAAAGCAGUCACUUUUAGUGAGAUGGCUGUCAUCUGCUUUAAACAGGACACACUCAGUUUACAGAUACGUGUGGCCAACAUUCGCAAAAGCUUGCUGCUCGGCAGUCAAAUCUACGGCAAGCUGAUUAGGACAAGAGUCACACCUGAAGGAAAGACUUUCAUUAUGGAGCAGGUCAAUAUUGACUUCAUGGUGGAUGCUGGGAAGGACAACUUGUUCUUUGUCUGCCCCUUAACCUUAUAUCAUGUGAUUGACAAGACAAGUCCAUUCUUCCAAAUGGCUGUGGACACUCUGCCCCAGCAGGACUUUGAGUUGGUGGUGUUUUUGGAUGGCACAGCUGAGUCAACCAGCUCUCCCUGCCAAGUCAGGACUUCAUACCUCCCUCAGGAAAUCAUAUGGGGCUACAAGUUCCUCCCCAUUGUCUCACGCAGUAAAGAAGGCAAAUAUCUCAUAGACUUCUCCAACUUUGACAAGGUGGAACCUGUACCAACUGCUCAUUGUGCAUACUGCUAUCAUAAUUUGAAUGGCCACCACAGCAUCUCCAGAGAUGGCAUCGAUAACACAGGUUUUGAGGUGAUAGAAAUUGGCAGUCAAGUCAAUCAGUCAAGUUCUGUGAAUACAUGAAUGGCACAUGUUUAUGUUUGACCUUAAUGUGGGAGACACUUUGUAGUAAGGGGCUAUAAAGGUGAUAUGAGCAAAAGACACAGUUUUUAACUAUGAAGUGAAAUAUGUAGCCAAAAAUACAAAAUAUAAAGUGUCUCUUAUAUUCUAAUGAAAUAUGAUGUGUCUCAUUUAUGUUGAAACACAAAUCUUCAAAAGCCCCAUCAGUAGCUCUAAAUUAUUUGGUGCUUUUUUUUUU